AUGAUGCCUCUCCACGACAAGUUCGGGCAACCUCACCAGUUCGCCCUGAAGAAAAUAGCAGGUCUCGUCCCCGUCCCCGGCCUGCUCCUGAAGUUCCUGCGUUCGCUUCCCAUCCUGCACGACCAGGACUAUGCUGAGAAGCACCGCCUGCGUGAGCGCUACGGGGAUCAAACCCUGGUUCUGCCUGAGAGUGCUGAGAGGAAGAGGGUGGUCUACACCAUCGAUGAGUACAACCCUCUGCUGGACUCCUCCAACAUGACCCCCGAGGACUGGGUCAAGAUCGGGACCGACAUCGAGAAAAACUACGAGACGUACGCAGGAUUCGUGGUCCUUCACGGUACCGACACCAUGGCCUACACGGCGUCCGCCCUGUCCUUCCUGUGUGAACACCUGCGGAAACCGGUGGUGGUCACCGGCGCCCAGGUGCCGAUCUACGAGUUGAGGAACGACGGCAGAGACAACCUGCUGGGGGCGCUGCUGCUCGCCGGACAGUUUGAUAUUCCUGAGGUCUCCCUGUAUUUCUACAACAAGCUCUACCGAGGGAACUGCUCCACCAAGGUGGAUGCUGAGAGCUUCGAUGCCUUCUGCUCCCCGAACCUGGUUCCUCUGGCCUCCACUGAGGCCCACAUCAAAGUCAACACGGACAUCCUGUGGAAGGACAAAUCCACGGACAAGUUCCAGGUCAGCAGACACCUGAGCCGGAACAUCGGCCUGCUCCGACUGUUCCCGGGAAUCACUGCCGCCACGGUGAAGGCGUUCCUGCACCAGGACCUGCAGGGGGUGGUCCUGGAGACCUACGGCAGCGGGAACGCCCCCGAUAAAGACCAGGACCUGCUGCAGGCGCUGAAGAAGGCCACGGACAACGGCGUCAUCGUCGUCAACUGUACGCAGUGUCUGCGAGGAACCGUGUCCAUGACCUACGCCACCGGACAGGCGCUGAUGGACGCCGGCGUGAUCUCUGGAGGGGACAUGACUCCGGAGGCCGCUCUGACCAAACUGUCCUACCUGCUGGGGAAGACGGGCCUGGACACCAAGACCAGGAGGACGAUGAUGGAGGAGAACCUGCGAGGCGAGAAACACACCGACCUGCCCGGAGGUCUGAAGGUCUCUGCAGGUCGGCGUCCCGGACGAGAGGAAUGA
Molecule: messenger RNA, 1140 nt
Organism: Salarias fasciatus (jewelled blenny)
Lineage: Eukaryota; Metazoa; Chordata; Actinopteri; Blenniiformes; Blenniidae
Product: 60 kDa lysophospholipase-like
Exons: 10
Coding region: 1-1140 (379 amino acids)
Biological process (GO): amino acid metabolic process
Molecular function (GO): asparaginase activity
Source: RefSeq, a predicted model, not a curated record